AUGGCCGCCAACUUCCAUACUCAGCCAGCUUCGAAGAGGGUGAAGGACACUGUCCUCUGCUUCCUCUCCUUGGAAAGUCUCCACAGCACUCAACACAGAACCUUGCACAAAGAAUAUCUUCAGCCAGUAGAUGCCAGUGAAUUAAGUUCAGGUCAGAAAGCUUGGAUAGAGAAAACGUUUUGCAAAAGGGAAUGCAUCUUUGUAAUUCCCAGCACAAAAGACCCAAACAGGUGUUGCUGUGGUCAGCUCAUUAACCAGCACAUCCCCCCAUUGCCCAGCGGGGCUCCCAGCACAACAGGAGAGGAGAGCAAGCAGGUGGAUGCACAGUCGGGGAAAUGGUCCGUCAGCAAACACACCCAGAGCUAUCCAACGGACUCCUAUGGGAUUCUCGAAUUCCAGGGUGGAGGCUACUCCAAUAAAGCCAUGUACAUCCGCGUUUCCUACGAUACCAAGCCAGACUCCUUGCUCCAUCUCAUGGUGAAAGAUUGGCAGCUGGAGCUUCCCAAGCUUUUGAUAUCAGUGCACGGAGGCCUCCAGAGCUUUGAGAUGCAGCCCAAGCUGAAGCAGGUGUUUGGGAAAGGCCUGAUCAAAGCUGCCAUGACCACGGGGGCCUGGAUUUUCACCGGGGGUGUGAGCACUGGUGUCGUCAGCCAUGUGGGAGAUGCCUUGAAAGACCACUCCUCCAAGUCUAGAGGCCGGCUCUGUGCUAUAGGAAUCGCUCCAUGGGGCAUGGUGGAGAACAAGGAAGACCUGGUUGGGAAAGACCCACUGGGAAGCCUAGCCCCUCCGGUGGACACCAAAGUCACAGAGAAGGAGAAGAAGCCACCAACAGCCACAACCAAGGGGAGAGGGAAAGGAAAAGGCAAGAAGAAAGGCAAAGUGAAAGAGGAGGUGGAAGAAGAAACGGACCCCCGGAAGAUCGAGCUGCUGAACUGGGUGAAUGCCUUGGAACAAGCCAUGCUGGAUGCUCUCGUCUUAGAUCGGGUUGACUUUGUGAAGCUCCUGAUUGAAAACGGGGUGAACAUGCAACACUUCCUCACCAUCCCAAGGCUGGAGGAGCUUUACAACACCAGACUGGGCCCACCAAACACCCUUCAUCUGCUGGUGAGGGAUGUAAAGAAGAGCAACCUUCCACCAGAUUAUCACAUCAGCCUCAUCGACAUAGGGCUAGUGCUGGAGUAUCUCAUGGGAGGCGCCUACCGCUGCAACUACACUCGUAAAAGUUUCCGGACUCUCUACAACAACUUGUUUGGCCCUAAGAGGCCCAAAGCGCUUAAACUACUGGGAAUGGAAGAUGAUGAACCUCCAGCCAAAGGGAAGAAGAAAAAGAAAAAGAAGAAGGAGGAAGAGAUUGACAUUGAUGUGGACGACCCCGCCGUGAGUCGAUUCCAGUACCCGUUCCAUGAGCUCAUGGUGUGGGCUGUGCUCAUGAAGCGCCAGAAGAUGGCUGUCUUCCUGUGGCAGCGUGGGGAAGAGAGCAUGGCAAAGGCCUUGGUGGCCUGUAAGCUCUACAAGGCCAUGGCCCAUGAGUCCUCCGAGAGCGAGCUGGUAGAUGACAUCUCUCAGGAUCUGGACAACAAUUCCAAAGAUUUUGGGCAGCUUGCUGUGGAGCUGUUAGAUCAGUCUUACAAACAUGAUGAGCAGGUGGCCAUGAAGCUUCUGACCUACGAGCUCAAAAACUGGAGCAACUCAACCUGCCUCAAGCUGGCUGUGGCGGCCAAGCACCGGGACUUCAUUGCUCAUACCUGCAGCCAGAUGCUGCUGACUGACAUGUGGAUGGGAAGGCUCCGCAUGAGGAAGAACCCUGGCCUGAAGAUCUUCUACAUGCCCUAUUGGAUGAUCUACGGAGAGGUGUUUGCAGACCAGACAGACCUGUACGCCAUGGAAAUUAACCCUCCUUGUGGUGAAAAUCUCUACGAUGAGGAAGGCAAGCGGCUCCCUCCCUGCAUCCCUGGUGCCUGGCUCACACCUGCCCUCAUGGCAUGUUAUCUCCUGGUGGCCAACAUCCUGCUGGUCAACCUACUGAUUGCUGUUUUCAACAACACCUUCUUUGAAGUCAAGUCAAUAUCCAAUCAAGUGUGGAAGUUCCAGCGAUACCAACUGAUCAUGACAUUUCAUGACAGGCCAGUACUGCCCCCGCCAAUGAUCAUUUUAAGCCACAUCUAUAUCAUCAUUAUGCGCCUCAGUGGUCGCUGCAGGAAGAAAAGAGAAGGGGACCAGGAGGAACGGGACCGUGGGUUGAAGCUGUUCCUCAGUGACGACGAAUUGAAGAAACUGCAUGAGUUUGAGGAGCAGUGCGUGCAGGAACACUUCCGGGAAAAGGAGGAUGAGCAGCAGUCAUCCAGUGAUGAGCGCAUCCGGGUCACGUGCGAGAGAGUUGAAAAUAUGUCAAUGAGGUUGGAGGAAAUCAAUGAAAGAGAAAAUUUCAUGAAAACAUCUCUGCAGACUGUUGACAUUCGGCUUUCUCAACUGGAAGAGCUUUCAGGCAGGAUGGUGAGCGCUCUGGAGAAUCUGGCAGGCAUUGACAGGUCUGAUCUGAUCCAGGCUCGGUCGCGAGCAUCCUCAGAAUGCGAGGCCACCUACCUGCUGCGGCAGAGCAGCAUCAACAGCGCCGACGGCGGCUACAGCAUGUACCGCUACCAUUUCAAUGGCGAGGAGCUUCUGUUUGAGGAGCCUGCCCUCUCCACGGCUCCAGGGGCAGCGGCGUUCCGGAAAAAAACCUGUUCCUUCCGCGUGAAGGAAGAGGAUGCAAAGUCACACCUGGACCAGCCCGGCAGCCUGCACCACACCCCGGGCCCCAGCCCACCCGCCACCCCAGGACGCUGCCUGCUUGCCCUGGACGGUCCCAUAAGCGCAGAGCCCAGAUCGGGACCAGAGCCCGGAAUCUCCACUGGCGAGCUUGACCUCAAGAGCGCAGAAGCUGCACCAACUAUGAAUGCAGGCGCUGUUGCAGGCACUCAGCUGACGGUCGAAAGCAGCGUUUCCCACCCGCUGCGGGAGAGCAAACUCGCGCGCUACUACCCGGGAGACCCCAAUGCCUACAAAACAAUGAAGUCCAGGAGCUUCGUCUAUUCUGAGGGCAGAAAGCUGGUUCGGGGACUUAGCAACUGGGGUGCCGAGUACAGUUCAAUCAUGGACCAAGCGUGGAACUUCCACUCGGCAGAAUGGAAAUGCCAAGUCCAAAGGAUCACGCGCUCGCGCAGCACUGACAUCCCAUACAUUGUGUCAGAAGCGGCGGCGCAAGAUGAGCUUGAAGAUGAACGCAGCGGUUCUCUCCUGGCUCCUCAGAUCUCCCGUUCAGCCCUCACGGUUGCCACCGACAGGACUGAAAAGGAAAACUUACUGUCUGUGAAGCCUCACCAGGCUUUAGGAUUCCCCUGUCUACGGUCAAGAAGUUUGCAUGGCCAUCCUAGGGGUGCUGAAGGCACGCCUAGCAAAUUAGACAGGGCAGUGCAUGCUAGCAGUACGAGCAAGUUAGCCGAGCAAGAGAAACGAAACACGGAAACUGAAUGCUAAUCUGCUCUGCUUCUCUGAUUCAAACCACCGCCACAAAAACAAAGCAACACACUCACAACCAGAUCCACGAAGGGUGCCAUCUUGGCCACCUAAAACGUUAUCGAUGUCUGGAAAUGCUUUCAUUUAAAAAAUGUCGAAAAGUAUUUAAACUGUAACGGACUUACAGCGAUGCCUCGUUACGCACGUUUUAGUCAACUGUGUGGUUUUUAGUUGGAAUAGAACAGAAUGAAAGUGAUACUGUAGUAUACCCAAAUCCCGAGAUUCAGACCCCAGCACCACACGGACUGUGUGUAGUGUGGUACAUCUAUACAGUUGUAAUCCUAGCACUCAUGGGAGUGGAGG
Molecule: messenger RNA, 3858 nt
Organism: Onychomys torridus (southern grasshopper mouse)
Lineage: Eukaryota; Metazoa; Chordata; Mammalia; Rodentia; Cricetidae
Gene: Trpm1
Product: transient receptor potential cation channel subfamily M member 1
Exons: 19
Coding region: 1-3516 (1171 amino acids)
Biological process (GO): calcium ion transport into cytosol; protein tetramerization
Molecular function (GO): calcium channel activity
Source: RefSeq, a predicted model, not a curated record